This is a messenger RNA of Diabrotica virgifera virgifera (western corn rootworm), 5925 nucleotides long. Its product is annotated as larval cuticle protein 65Ag1-like. The transcript has 2 exons. Bases 88 to 420 code for a protein of 110 amino acids. The record is from RefSeq and is a predicted model, not a curated record. NCBI's taxonomy places the organism in Eukaryota, Metazoa, Arthropoda, Insecta, Coleoptera, Chrysomelidae.
ACCCACCAUGACCCUUAUAAUACCUUAAUAUUUAAAUAGAAAAAAUUCACAUCAAAUUUGUAUCAGUUGAUAAUAACUUCUCCAAACAUGAAGUUCACAGUUGUUGUUUUUAUUGCGCUAAUCGCUUUAUGUGUUGCUUUACCUGCAAAUAACAAUCCCAGUUCUGUGAUUAUAAGAGCCAAUAGUGAUGUGAGACCAGAUGGAUAUGAAUUUGGAUAUGAAACUAGUGACCCAAUUGUUCGUAAUGAAGCAGGAAUAUUACAACAACUAUCCCAGGACAAGCUAGCACUUCAAGUCAAUGGCGAUUUUGCUUUUAACUAUCCUGAGGGAUUUUCACUUCAAACCACCUACGUAGCUGACGAAAACGGUUAUAGGCCCAGAGUAUCUUUUGGCCAAGGAAUUGGUCGGUCCAGGAACUAGUCUUAAUAAGAUGGUAUCAGUUUAAAAAUACAUUUAUAAUUAAGUAUUUUCUAUGGGAAAUAAGCCACAAUUUUAUUAAAAAAUGAAUUUAUUAACGUUUCGAAGCCCAAAUCGGGUUUCGUUGUCAAAAUACAAAAUACUAUUAAAAUAAACACAAAUGUUGUUGCUAAGUAAAAAAAUUUCUUCUAAUAAUUUAUUUAAUCUGACUCAUUUAUAUUGGCAAUUCAGACGUAUAUUAUACAUUUUAAAGUGGAAGACUUUAAAAUGAUAUCGCCAAUAUUUAUGAAAUGCGUUCCUGGGACGACUUUACUAAAAGAUAGUUUAUUCGAUUACAUGAAAUCAAUCCCAGCUCCCAAGAAUAUCCGUCGCAAAAAAAUCAUAGCAUGUGAUCUGUCUUUAAAAAGACAACCAAAUGCAACGAUGACAGUAAAUUUCUCACGUUAGAAAUUCCAUGGUAAAUCACGAGGGAAAACCAGGAAAAAACCUCGUGAUACUAUCCCGACAUCGUAAGUAUUUGGUCUUACAUUUAAUUUACCUUCAAAAAACUAAUACCAAAUUCUGACUUUAAUAUGUUUAAAUUAUAAAUAAUAUUAAUAAUACAUAGAUAUACAAUAAGUAAUACUAAAAUAUAAAAUUUGUAUUAACUCGAUAUGUUAUUGACUUACUAAGCGUGGUAUUUUCUUUCUAUUGACUUCCUCUUUCAGUAUGGGUAACCACAUCCUACUGCAUUCUACCGAGGAAUUUGCGACACAAUUGAUUUCAUUUAGCAUAAUUAGAGCCGCUUCUUUGAUUUUUCUCUUUUUACUAUCUGAUUCUUUCAGGACUAUACUUGAAUCUCUCCACUGAACUCUAUGUUCAUUAUCCCGUGCGUGUUGACAUAUUUGAGAUCUAUCAAAUUCUCUAUUUUUAAUAUAAGACUGAUGUUCACUCAUUCUAACGUUUAAUGGUCUUGAUGUUUCACCUAAAUAAAAUUGUUCGCAUUCACAAGGUAUUUUAUAAAUGCAAUUCUUUGUUCUUUCUUGUUCAUUGUUAGGUUUAGUUUUAGAUAGAAUAUAUCUCAAUGUGUUUGUUGUUUUGAAUGUUGUUGAAAUUUUGAAUUUGUUUCCUAUUGUUUUAAGUUUCUUGGAUAGUCCUUUUAUAUAUGGUAUUGUUAUUUUCCUCGUAUUAUUUCUUGUGAAUGUUGUAGGAUCCCGUUCUAAGUUGUUCUGUUUCAUUCGAUCCAAUCUUGUCAAUUCCUACAGUUGGGAUUGAUUUCAUGUAAUCGAAUGAACUAUAUUUUAGUAAAGUCGUCCCAGGAACGCAACUCAUAAAUAUUGGCGAUAUCAUUUUAAAGUCUUCUACUUUAAAAUGUAUAAUAUACGUCUGAAUUGCCAAUAUAAAUGAGUCAGAUUAAAUAAAUUGUUAGAAGAAUUUUUUUACUUAGCAACAACAUUUUUGUUUAUUUUAAUAGUAUUUUGUAUUUUGACAACGAAACCCGAUUUGGGCUUCGAAACGUUAAUAAAUUCAUUUUUUAGUAAAUUUGUGGCUUAUUUGCCAUAGAAAAUGCUUAAUUAUAAAAAUGCCACAAGGAAAUAGCUUCAGAACAACAAAAAUACAUUUGUUUUUCUAUUAUUUUUUUAACAUAGUUUGUUGUAAAAUUAUUGCUAUCAUUGGUAACGGUUAUUUAGAUAUUGUGAUAUGGUAUAUUAAAACCAGUAACUGAAGGAUAUAUUGCUAUGCGGAAGUUUAAAAGUAAGUGUAGAUAUAAUAUAAGAAAACAGCGAAAAUAAGCAAUCACCAAAUCAAAUGUGUUGCGAAUGGGCAUGAAAUGUAAGUGCCAACUGCAACUACAUAAAUACCAGCGUAAGCAUUACUCGUACAGUUUUUUACUGUAAGAUUUUUCAGGAAUCAAUUGCAUUGAAAUUUUUUUCCAGCUGUAUGAUGGCUUAUUGGUUCAAAGAACAAAAUAACUUAAUAUACGUUGACUUGACAAAAAUAACAAAGGAGUAGGGCUGUACCAAAUCCCAGUAGAAAGAAUAAAUAGGAUGAAACGUGCAUGUUUAUUAUCUAGAAUUUAAAAAAGCAUUUGAUAAAGUAAGACAUGAAUAAUUAAUUAAAAUUCUAAAGACAAAAAUCAUAUAAUAAAUAAUGAUUUUGCUUGUUUUCGAUUCAGAGAAUGGAAAAUAGUAAUUUAAAACUGAGAAUUUUCGUGUUGAAAGUUCUUUCUGGUACAUCCUUAAUCUGCGACUUUUUCAAUUAAUAAGACCGCAGACGACGAAUAUAGAAAACGAAAAGGAAACCAUCACAUUCCGCUUUCAUUCGUCUAGGAAAAAAGGACAGAAGAGGAACUUUCAGUACUCAAAUCCGAGUAAAGAUAGAAAAAUAAUAAAUGAUAGUUUUGCUUGUUUUCGAUUCAGAGGGUUGCAUACCCGCUGGACAGGCUGUUUCUACCAUUUCAGGCGUCCUCAGCAGCGUUCGUUAGCGUGCACUCCUCUGAAUCGAAAAAUAGCUGGACCAUAAAGGGCCUAGCCGGGUAAGAUGGUGAAAAGUGCCCCCAACUCAAUUUAAAUUCCAUAUAGGUCACUUUUUAGAACAUAUAGAGGAACUCACUUUCUGAAAUUUUUAGCCCCCUAGGUGAUCACGUGACCCCCUAGAGCCUAAUUAGGCUUUUUAUGUUUUUAUUUUUUAUCUCAGCCGCGUCAAGAGCUAGCGAAAAAUUUUAUUUAAACAAGUUGUAAGUUUAAAAAAGAUCUAUAUGAAAAAAAAAUUUUAAAAUUUUUUGGCGGGAAAUUCGAAUUUUUAGAACAAUUUUAAACUUUUAAAUAACUCUGAAAAAAAAAACUAAGACACUCGUUUUUACCAAAAUCAAUUAUAAUGUGUAUUUUUGCACAAUAUUUCACCCUGAAUUUUUUCAAAUUUUUAAAAUUGGUGAAACGUACCUUUAAAAAUAAAAAACCGCAUUUUUUCGGUCUUUUUUUUCGUUUUUUGAUACAAUUUUAUACAUAUUUUUCAAAAAAGGUAACACCGUUACUAGAAUAGGUAAAAAAAUGAAAAAUAAUUGGGGUUUGCUUAAUAAAAUUUUUUUGUAACGACAUCCAUUUUCAAGAUACAGGGCGUUGAAGAAAACAAAAUUUUACACAUUUUUUACGAUUUUGCCGAAACUACUGGGAACAAUGCAAUAAAAUUCGGCAGGUUUUAAGAGGUAGUUAUUGUACAUUUUUUGACAUACAAUUAAGAAUUUUAUAUUCAUCAUUGGCGCGCAUACCGGUAAUGGUCUGAAUUUAUUAAAGAAAAAAAGAUGGUACGCCACUGACAUAUUUCAAAUUCACAAUCAUUUUUGAAUUCCUCGUUCCAUUUGUGACAAAAAAUCGAUCAUUCCAUUUUUUCAUACGACGAGCCGUUUUGUUGCAAAAAAUAAAAUAUCUUAACGCUUCCAAAGUAUUCGAAUUAAUUUUUAUAAUGGAUGUACGUGUAUGAGUUUCUGUAUGUAGAUGUAGAAACUACUAGAAGUUCGAAUGCUUUGUAAGGAUUAAGAUCUUUUAUUUUUUGAAUAAAAAUGGCACGUCGUAUGAAAAAAUAAGAAGAUAGAUUUUUUGUCACAAAUUGAACGAGGUAUUCAAAAACGAUUAUUAAUUUAAAAUAUGUCAGUGGCGUACUAUCUUUAUUCUUUAAAAAGUUCACACCAUUACCCCUAUGCGCGCCAAUGAUGAAUAUCAAAUCCUUAAUUGUAUGUCAAAACAUGCACAAUAACUACCUCUUAAAAACCGCCAAGUUUUAUUACAAUGUUGUCAGUAGUUUCAGCAAAAUCGUAAAAAAUGUGUAACAUUUUGUUUUCUUUAACGCCCUGUAUCUUGAAAAUGGAUGGCGUUACAAAAAUUUUUAUAAAGCAAACCCCAAUUAUUUUUCAGUUUUUUACCUAUUCUAGUGACGGUGUUACCUUUUUUGAAAAAUAUGUAUAAAAUUGUAUCAAAAAUCGAAAAAAAAAAACCGAAAAAAUGCGGUUUUUUUAUUUUUAAAGGUACGUUUCACCAAUUUUAAAAAUCUGAAAAAAUUCAGGGUGAAAGAUUGUGCAAAAAUACACGUUAUAAUUGAUUUUCGUAAAAACGAGUGUCUUAGUUUUUUUUUUCAGAGUUAUUUAAAAGUUUAAAAUUGUUCUGAAAAUUCGAAUUUCCCGCCAAAAGAUAAAAAAUUUUUUUUCAUAUAGAUCUUUUUUAAACUUACAACUUCUUUAAAUAAAGUUUUUGGCUAGCUCUUGACGCGGCUGAGAUAAAAAAUAAAAACCUAAAAAGCCUAAUUAGGCUCUAGGGGGGUCACGUGAUUACCUAGGGGGCUAAAAAUUUCAGAAAGUGAGUUCCUCUAUAUGUUUUAAAAAGUGACCUAUAUGGAAUUUAAAUUGAGUUGGGGGCACUUUUCACCAUCUUACCCGGCUAGGCCCUUUAAAGGGAAUCUGAAAGAUAAUUUAAAUUCCCCAUUAGGACGCGAUACAGCGACAUCUCAUAACAAAUUGAAGAGUCUCAGAUGCAGACUCUUCAAUUUGUUAUGAGAUGUCGCUGUAUCGCGUCCUAAUGGGGAAUUUGAAUUAUCUUUCAGAUUCCCUUUAAAUUGACGGUCCAGCUAUUUUUCGAUUCAGAGGAGUGCACGCUAACGAACGCUGCUGAGGACGCCUGAAAUGGUAGAAACAGCCUGUCCAGCGGGUGUGCAACCCUCUGAAUCGAAAACAAGCAAAACCAUCAUUUCUUAUUUUUUUAUCUUUACUCGGAUUUGAGUACUGAAAGUUCCUCUUCUGUCCUUUUUUCCUAGACGAAUGAAAGCGGAAUGUGAUCGUUUCCUUUUCGUUUUUUAUAUUUGUCGUCUGCGGUCUUAUUAAUUGAAAAAGUCGCAGAUUAAGGAUGUACCAGAAAGAACUUUCAACACGAAAAGUCUCAGUUUUAAAUUACUAUUUACCAUUUUAAUUUUUAUUAAAUUGGUGGAUUCUGCAUCUGAGACUCUUCAAUUUCUUAUAAAAAUCAUAGUUAAAACGGGCUUCCGAAUAAUAACAAACCUUUACUUGAAUCAAAGAAUACAAGUUGUAGUAGAAAACGAACCCAGGUCAGAAAUUGAAAUCGGGAGGGAAGUUAGGCAGGGAUGUACUAUGUAUCCAUUCCUACUCGAUGUAUACAGUGAAUUAAUUUUUAAAGAAGCAAAGUGAAGGAAAUGAUAUAUUAAUUCUGAAGACGGAGAAAUAAUAUUUAACGCAAGAAAAAUAAAUAACAUAAGAUAUGCAGAUGACACCGUGAUUAUGGCAAGCUCUGCUGAACAGCAAUUUUGUGAAAAAUAUAUGUCUAAACCCACUUUACUUUCGUGUCAUGCAAUAUAAGCUAUGCCUAUUUAUAUAUUUAUUGUAAACUACUUCUAAUCAAAAUACAUAUUAGUGUUAAUUUAUUUUAAAAUUAUUCAUUGUAUGAUGUAUGUAUCUACUAAUUAAGUAUGAUGUAUGUAUUUUUUAUUUGUAAAAAAAUAUCAUCGAAAAAAACUUUAUACAUGUUU